AUGCUUAAAUCAAAUAAACUAACUUCUGAGUCAGCUUUAACUACUAACAGACCAACUAGUCGUAUAGAUACUUCAUAAUUAAACAGAGGAUAUUCUUAAUACACCUAAAGAUAAAGUACAAACAAAAAAUUAUGGAUAAAAAUUAAUAAAGUCACUGAAGAUGUUACUGAUUCUAAACCUUAUAUUGCAAUUGAAAAGUAAAGAAAUACAAAUUCAUGUCAUAUAAGAGUAAAUUUAAUAGUAAUUUUAAUUAGCCAUCUUUAAGUAGGAAGACAAGUUCUGAUAUAAAAAAUUAUAUAGAUUAUAAUGAAAUUAAACAUUUCAUUAAAGAAGUUGAUCAUAAUUAUGAGGAUGAACCAUUUUCCAAAAAGGAUAAUCAAAAAUUAACAUUAUAAUAUUAAAAGGAAAAGAGACUCAAUCAUUUAAACUUAAUAUUGGCAACAUUUAGAGACAGGAUAAAAAGUAGAAAUAUAUCAAAUGAUAUAGAAUCUAAUAAUUAAUAAAGUAUUUAUAUAAUUUGAUGAAUACAAGAAUUUAACAAUAAAAUUAAGAUAAGAUCAAAAUAGAUUGCAAUAAUUAAGUACUUAAUUAAUAAAAUCUUAGAUAACAAUCUGAUAAUCAAAUAGGCUUUAAAAUUUCCUAAUUGAAAUAACAGAAUGCAUCAUAAUAGCUAAUUUACAGUAAUUAUCUUAAAGUACUAAAUCAUUUUAAAUUUUAUGAAUAUAGUCUUUUAGAGCCUCUUCUGAUUAUAUUUUGAAUUAAAUUCCACAUAUGCCUUCUUAAUAAAUAUCAAAAUUAACUGAUGAUUUAGGAAAUUUAGAGAAUUAUAAGUAAUAUAACAUUUAUAAUAAAUCAAUAAGUUUAACAAGUGAUAGACUUGAGAAUACAAAGGAAUAUUUUUAGAGACCCUAAAUAUCCAUGAAAUAAAUUCUAAGAAGAAAUUAAAAGAAUCCAGAUGAAAUAGAUAAUUAAUUAUUUAUAGAUGAAUCAAUAAUUAGUGAAACUGAAGGUAUAUAAAUUAUUUUAAUAAAUUUAGCCAAAUUAAAUUCAUUAUAUGGAGAAAGUAUUUCUAUUUAAAAGAAUUUAUUAUAAAAUUAGAAAAGCAAUCCAAUAAAAGUAAUCAAUGCAAUUAAAAAAAUGGAUUAAAUUAAAUCUAUUAUAAAUAAUGUGAAUGCAAAUAAAUUAAUGAAUAAGUUUAUAAUAUGA
Messenger RNA from Paramecium pentaurelia, 1206 nucleotides. Lineage: Eukaryota; Ciliophora; Oligohymenophorea; Peniculida; Parameciidae. The record is from the annotation of a GenBank genome assembly.